AUGGCUCCCGCUGUCAUCAUCGCCCCUUCAAUUCUAUCGUCAGACUUUGCGAGAUUAGCAGACGAGGCCGUCCGAAUGGAAAAAUGUGGGACAGAAUAUUUGCAUGUCGAUUGCAUGGACGGCCACUUUGUACCAAAUCUAACUAUCGGACCACCCGUAGUGAAGUCACUACGGAACCACACCCCGUUGUUUCUGGACUGCCAUCUCAUGGUCUCCAACCCCGGGCAAUGGGUUGAAGAACUUGCUGCUGCUGGAGCGAACGGGGUGACGUUCCAUAUUGAGUGCUUUUGUGAAGCACCGUACGAUAAAGAUGAACCGGGGCCAUACGUUGGGCUACAAUCGAGAUCAGAAAUCGAAGGAGCACGCGCUUUGGCAAAAAAAAUUAGAGCGCUCGACAUGAAGACGGGCAUCGCUCUACGACCCCGGACUCCGUUGUCGGCAGUGAAACAUUUACUCGAUGAAGGUUUAAUUGACAUUCUGCUAGCAAUGACCGUAGAGCCAGGGUUUGGUGGGCAGAAGUUUAUGGAGAGCGUUUUGGACAAGGUCGCAGAGGCGCGGAACCUUUAUCCCGACCUCGCCAUUGAAGUAGACGGGGGGAUAUCACCAAAGACCGUGGCCAAGGCUGUGAAAGCGGGGGCGAACGUUUUGGUGGCGGGAUCGGCGAUAUUUGGCGCCGAGAACGCGAAAGAAGUUAUCGAUACGUUGCGGCGGGGCGGGUGAUACUGGAGACUGCACCACGUAAUGUGGGUAAUGAGCUGUAUCAUUUUGUUACAAUAAAUGUUUAUAGUUAUUUUGUUUGGGUA
Chondrus crispus (carragheen) is the source of this 803-nucleotide messenger RNA. RefSeq lists its product as hypothetical. The coding region runs from base 1 to 720 and encodes 239 amino acids. The record is from RefSeq and is a predicted model, not a curated record. NCBI's taxonomy places the organism in Eukaryota, Rhodophyta, Florideophyceae, Gigartinales, Gigartinaceae. The transcript is spliced from 2 exons. Gene Ontology annotation, cellular component: cytosol. Gene Ontology annotation, molecular function: D-ribulose-phosphate 3-epimerase activity; metal ion binding. Gene Ontology annotation, biological process: pentose-phosphate shunt; carbohydrate metabolic process; pentose-phosphate shunt, non-oxidative branch.